Penicillium malachiteum is the source of this 669-nucleotide messenger RNA. RefSeq lists its product as uncharacterized. NCBI's taxonomy places the organism in Eukaryota, Fungi, Ascomycota, Eurotiomycetes, Eurotiales, Aspergillaceae. The transcript has 3 exons. Bases 1 to 669 code for a protein of 222 amino acids. The record is from RefSeq and is a predicted model, not a curated record.
AUGGUUCGCAGUCCCAUCAAAAUCAAUCUCCCAUUCCGAAUCAAUCCCUCACUCAGCGUCUGGACUGAACUGAAGGUCCCCAAGGAUGCCGAGCAUGAUGAAAAGCAAUGGAAAGGAAACUUCAUGCCCCUCCUCAAAGCACCAGGCCAUGUAACCUCCAUGUGGGCCCGAGUCAUUGAACGCCCCGACAAGAUGAUCCUAGCAACCCUGUGGAAGAACGCCUCAGCCUAUCGUGACUUCCUGGCAUCCCCCUCUGCCCAGCUCUUCACUGAGGGUCUCACAGCCCACGGCAUCACCAUGGGAGCCACUCAUAAAUCAAUUGAUGGCCCCUCGAACAUGUUCUCACAGCUGAAAGAAUCAAAGGUUCAGCUUUUCUGGUUCCGCUUCCCCCCCAACCUUCACCCCAGAGCAACGCAAGCUCGUUCCCGCUUUGCGAUCAAGCUGUGGCCCCGCCCAGCUGCAGUGCCCCGCGUGGGCGAAGGAGUGACGAUGAUCUGGGUCCACUUCUGGCAGCAGUGGACGGAGAUCGAUAAGGAAAAGGCGCUUGUCUCCUUCCUUGAAGGAGACAAGAUGAUUGAAAGCAAGCACUGGUGGGAGGUGCCCGAGAUGGGCGGGGUGGUGGAGGCAAAUGCAUGGGAGGUGAGCUGCUGCUCCUUCAAGGAGCUGUAG